Messenger RNA from Agrilus planipennis (emerald ash borer), 5830 nucleotides. RefSeq lists its product as uncharacterized. The coding region runs from base 370 to 5277 and encodes 1635 amino acids. Gene Ontology annotation, biological process: DNA integration; proteolysis. Gene Ontology annotation, molecular function: nucleic acid binding; aspartic-type endopeptidase activity. NCBI's taxonomy places the organism in Eukaryota, Metazoa, Arthropoda, Insecta, Coleoptera, Buprestidae. The record is from RefSeq and is a predicted model, not a curated record. The transcript is spliced from 2 exons.
UACGAGCGGUGUCUAGCUCAAAGGCAAGUGCCGCGCUGGGGGCUGCGAUGUCUUGCACAACAGCAUUUGUGUUUUUGAUUUGUUUAGUCUACCUAUCGUGGUGGAAAUAAGAAUAAGUAAAAUUUGCUAUGUUUAGUUUAGUCAGUAAUAGAUAGUAGUAAGCACAACAUGUAUUGAAGUAGUCUUGUUUUCCGCAUUUUAAAAUAUAAAAGUUAAUUCUCGUUUUGAUAUCUUCGUUGUUUAUUUUCAACAAAAUAAUUUCCCUUGGAUUCAGUUCCGCGACAAAACAUUUGGCGACCGUGACAGGACUGUUUUUGGGUUAUUAUUAUUGAAUUAUUGGUUUUUGGGUGUUGUAUUAAAACGAGAAAAAUGGAACCGUUGAAGAAGAAAAGAACUGUGUUAAGAAUUGGUUUUACGAAGGCCCUGAAUUCAUUACAAGUGAUGUUGGACAAUGCAGAAUCUACAAUUGCAAGUUUGAGAGUCGCGUUUUGUACUUUGGAAGAUAAGUUAACCGAUUUAAAUUAUUGUCAAGAUUCUAUAAUUGAGGCCAUAUUAGAGACCGCUACCGAGACUGAGUUACAAAAGGAGUACGAUGAAGCAGAUGAGUACAAGCAUAGGUUUUUAACAGCCAAAUACUUGUUCACCGAACGUACCAUGGGUGAUAGUAAUUUAGUGCAAAAUUUGGUUGAUUGUGCGGUCCCGUCGGGUUCUUCUUCUAACGGUGAAAACAAGAGAUCUUAUAAGUUGCCGUCGAUAGAAAUUGUUAAGUUUAACGGAGACAUUCGUGAGUGGCUGUCUUUUUGGAGUUGUUUCAAGAAAAUCCAUGAGGACAAAAAUAUGUGCAAUGAAGACAAGUUCCAGUAUUUGAAACAAGCGGUUGUGCCGGACUCAAGAGCAGCGGAGUUAGUUAAAAGUUACCCACCAACUGGAAGCAAUUAUGAUAAAGUAAUAAGAAGUUUAAAGAGUAGGUUCGGUCAAGACGAACUUUUGAUUGAAGUUUACGUGCGUGAAUUGUUGCAACUUGUGCUGCAAAAUGCUAUUAAAGGACGUGGUAAUAUUUCACUUGCAAGCUUGUAUGAUAGAUUGGAAUCUCAUUUGAGGGCCCUGGAAACAUUAGGAGUUACCACGGACAAGUGCGCGGCGAUGUUGUACCCGUUAGUAGAAUCUUCCUUGCCGGAGGACUUAUUACGCGCGUGGCAACGCAGUGACGCUGGAAAACACAAUUCGGACGCGGAAGAUGGAAAACCGCGAUCCAAAGACAGACUCACCCGUCUUAUAGAAUUUAUCGAGAGGGAGGUACAAAGUGAGUUGCGAAUUUCGUUGGCGUUACAAGGUUUUAAUUUAGAUACUGGGCACGAAUCUGAUAUUAAGAAAUCUAAGCCGUAUAAAUUUAAUAGAAAUAUUCCGAGCGCGAUGGGUUUGUUAAUGACCAAAGGAAAAGACCACACCUGUAUAUUUUGCGACGCCAAAGAUCACGAGAGUGAGGGUUGCAAUAAAGCUAAAAGAAUGAGUUUAUCGGGUAAACAAGAGUGUGUGAAGAGAGCGCGUGCGUGUUUUAAGUGUCUUAAAAUCGGGCAUGGUUUCAAAACUUGUCGAGUCCGCGUAAAAUGUUCGCGAUGUGAACGAAGACACGUAAAUUUGAUGUGUCCAGAUGAGAAACCAAGAGAACAAAGGGAUGAAAUUGCGAGCGCAGAUACUUCCGCGCCAGUGCGGAAAGAGUUGAAUUGUAUCGCGAGCAUUUCCAAUAACAAAAUGGUGUUCCUGCAAACAUUAAAAGUAAAAAUUUACAGCGAUAAUAGAGAACUGAUUGCGCGCGUGUUGAUUGAUAGUGGAUCACAAAGAUCUUACGUGACGAAAGAUAUAAUCGAAAAAUUGGGUUACCAAUCGGUGGGUGAACAAAGAUUAAGUCAUAUGCUUUUCGGUGGCGGGCAGUCGGAAGUUGUCGCACACAAAGAAUAUCGCGUACGAAUGCAAAGUUUAGAGAGCGAUUUUGCGUGUAAUUUCGUCGCGCUGGACCAAGAGGUCAUUUGUGGUCGUAUAGAACCUAUUGAGAAUAAAAAGUGGCUUCACGAACUAAACGAAUUUAAUAUAAGAUUAACGGAUGUAUGGGACUGUGACGAUCCAAUAUCGAUUCUUAUCGGCGCCGAUGUUGCGGGAAAAAUAUUGACCGGUUGUCGUAAAGAACUGAAGAGUGGUUUAGUAGCGUUCGAAACGUUGUUAGGUUGGACCAUUAUGGGCGCAGUAAGAAAAGAAAAUGUACGGGAAAACUCUACUGUCGCCGCGAUAUCGUUGUACGUUAAAAAUUGCGAUUUGAAAGAUUUGUGGUCUCUAGAUGUGUUAGGUAUAAGAGAUCCUAUGACGUAUAGGACUUUUAAACAACAAGAAGAAGUGAUGUACAGAGAAUUCUUGGAAACCGUUUCUAUCAACAGUGAAAAUCGAUAUGAAGUACAGUUACCAUGGUCGGAAAACCACCCCCCGCUGUCCGACAAUAAAAGUGUUGCUAUUAAACGUCUACAAACUACUACGAAGAAGCUUAGGAUCGAAGGAAGAUAUGAAGCCUACGACGCGGUAUUCAAAGAAUGGUUAGCCGAAGGAAUCAUCGAACGUGUGUUAGACAAGGAGAUGGACAUUUGGGGACACUAUCUACCACACCGUCAUGUUGUUAAGGAACGUAGUACAACUGUAAUUCGACCCGUUUUUGAUGCCUCUGCCAAACAGCCUCCUUCGCCUAGUCUGAACGAAUGCUUACAAAAGGGACCCAAUCUCAUCGAGCAACUGCCUUCUAUUUUAUUGAGAUUCCGGGAAGGUAAUAUAGGUGUAAUAGCAGAUAUUAAAAGAGCUUUCUUACAGAUCAGUAUUGAUCCUAAAGAUCGAAAUUUUCUAAGAUUUUUUUGGUAUGAUGAUCAAAAUAAUUUAAUUGUACUACGUCAUUGUAGGGUUGUAUUUGGUAUAUGUUCCAGCCCAUUUAUGUUAGGCGCAGUAAUUGAAUUACAUUUGAAGGGUAUUCUUGAGUCAUUACAGAAUGACUGUAAAUCGAUUUUUACUCGUAGUAAUAUUGAAAAAUUGUUAAAUGAUUUCUAUGUUGAUAAUUGUGUAACCAGUGUAAACUCGACUACUCAAUUAAAUGAAUUUAUGUAUCAGGCGAGGAAAUCGAUGGAGCUUGCAGGUUUUGAUCUUCGCGGUUGGGAAUAUAAUGGUGAUGUUUCCACAGAGAGUAUCACUCCGGUUUUAGGCAUUAUGUGGGAUAAGAAACGAGAUGUAUUAUCUUUAAAUGUUGAAAAUUUAGAAAAUUUAGAUUUACAGAAAAUAACUAAAAGAGAUAUUUUGUCUUGCGUACAUCGUAUUUUUGAUCCGUUGGGUUUUGUUUGUCCCGUAACACUUGGUCCGCGGAUAUUAUUGCAAGAAGUAUGGGCAAGAAAUCUCACGUGGGAUGACGACGUCGGUACUGAAAUUAAAACUCGCUUUAUAAAAUGGUACGAGGGAAUUAUUGAAUUAAAUAAAGUAGAGAUACCGCGUUGUCUCAUCGGAGGAACGGAUUCGCACGAUGAAAUUAGUUUGCAUACAUUUUGCGAUGCAAGUAAAUCGGCAUACGCGGCUGUUAUUUUUAUUCGCAUAAAAGAUAGUGAAGGAGUCAAAGUUAGAUUCGUACAAGCUAAAUCGCGAGUUUCUCCUAUGAAAAGUAAGGAAAAUGUACGUAAUAGUAUACCACGUUUAGAAUUAUUGGCGGCAAACGUUGGAGCGAGAUUGGCUGACGCUACGACAAGAAUGUUAAAUACAAAAUUUGUAAAUCUUCAUUUUUGGUCAGAUUCAUCGACGGUAAUAGCGUGGAUACAUCGUGAACACAACUGGAGUACAUUUGUUCAUAAUCGUGUAAAAGAAAUCCGCGAAAUCUCAGAUCCUAAAUCUUGGCGGCAUGUUCCGGGUAAUUUGAAUCCCGCUGACCUUCCUUCGAGAGGGUGUACUGUAGAGCGUUUAUUAUCAUCGCAUUGGUGGGAUGGGCCGGAAUGGUUAUAUAGAGAUUCUGAGGAUUGGCCGAAUAGUAACGUCGAUCUAUUGUAUAAUGAGGAAGAAAUACAAUCUGAAUUGAAAAAGAGUGCAAAGCAUGGCAACAGUAGUUGUUUAGUUGCAAUAUCAGCUGAGCCUAAAUUAUUAAAAGUUUUGGAAAAGUUUUCGAAUUAUUCUAAGGUUUUACGUAUAGUUGCAUGGAUAAAAAGAUUUAUAAACAAUUGUAGGAAUAGUUCAGGUAAAUUACAUGAAGACAGUCUAGGCUGUGCGGAAAUUAUGGCCGCAGAGAAAAGCGUAUUAAAAAUGUGCCAAGAAAAUUUAACAGAUUUUGAGAAUAGAACCAAUAAACAGUUUAUGUUAUUUACGGAUGAAGAUGGUUUAGUUCGCGUAAAAACAAAAAUUGUACUCAGAGAAGAUUCGUUUAAUUUCAAGUGUCCAUAUAUUCUACCCAAUAAUAUUAGUAUCAUUACUUUGAUUGUAAGAGACAAACAUGAGAAUUUAAAUCAUGCUGGUGUACAGAUUACAUUAAAUUCAUUAAGAGAGAAGUACUGGAUAUUAGGGGGUAGGCGAAUAAUUAGAUCCGUAAUUAGAAAAUGUGUAGUAUGUCGUCGUUAUGAGGCCCAGCCUUUAAAAUCGGUUCCGGCACCACUACCAUUAAAUCGCGUUAGGGACGCGGCGAUAUUUGAGGUGAUUGGUAUAGACUUUGCCGGGCCAGUAUAUCUCGAAAGCGCGAAAAAGGCUUGGAUAUGCAUUUUCACAUGUGCAGUUUUUAGAGCUGUGCACUUGGAGUUAGUAAAUUCAUUAAAUGUAGCGGCAGUACUCAUGGCACUUAGACGAUUUAUAGCUAGAAGGGGCAGGCCCAGCAUUAUCUACAGCGAUAACGGUACAAAUUUCAAGGGGCUUAAUAACGAAUUAACCAAAUUAGACUACAAAAAGUUAGGAAGUACCGUUGCACUACAAAAAAUAGAAUGGCGAUUUAAUCCUCCCACUGCGGCGUGGUGGGGAGGAUUUUGGGAGCGCCUUAUAGGAAUUCUGAAAAAAUUAUUACGUCGGACCCUUAGAAGAACAAGUCUGGAUUAUGAGGAAAUGUCAACUGUUUUAGUCGAUUGUGAGGCUAUAAUUAAUUCAAGACCGAUAACAUUUAUGUCAGAUGUUGAGACUGAGUUCAAACCAUUGGCUCCAUCGGAUUUCUUACAGGAAAUAAAAGAGAUAGGGGUUUUGGACUUAGAUAUUAUUGAAACAAAUAAAAUAAAUAAAAGGUUUUUCCGUUAGAAUUAAAUUAUGACAGUGUUAACAAUUGCGUGAAAAACUCUGUGCAAGAGGAACAAGACAUAUCGGAAAAUAAAGUCCAAUGUAUCAAAUCAAUUGAAGGUAAUAAAGAGAAUCCAGUUGAAUGUAAAGAACCCUAUGUAACUAAGACUGGCAGAAAGGUUAAGAAAGUCGAACGAUUAAUGUAUUUUAAUUAGUCACUAGUGUUAGUUACGUUUAUUAUUAAUGUUUUUUUGUUUUUUGAGAUAAAUAAUGCGUUUUAUCUCAAGGUGGGGAGGAUGUUGAAUUUGUAAGGAUUUAGUUGUUUUUUUGCAUGUUUUGUCAUGUCUGUUUGAUACGAGCGGUGUCUAGCUCAAAGGCAAGUGCCGCGCUGGGGGCUGCGAUGUCUUGCACAACAGCAUUUGUGUUUUUGAUUUGUUUAGUCUACCUAUCGUGGUGGAAAUAAGAAUAAGUAAAAUUUGCUAUGUUUAGUUUAGUCAGUAAUAGAUAGUAGUAAGCACAACAUGUAUUGAAGUAGUCUUGUUUUCCGCAUUUUAAAAUAUAAAAGUUAAUUCUC